AUGGGUCAGUGGUCUGAUCUUCCGGAGCAAUUUCUGGAGGCCAUAGAAGAGCGUGUCGUCCUAUACGCCGAUAAAGUUCGACUCCGCUCUGUUUGUGCGCCGUGGCGCUCAACUUUGCCGAAGCUGCCACACCAAGAACUUCGCCAGUCUCCGUGCUUGGUGCUACCGUCUGGCAGCAAUAAUAGUGUCACGGCUUGUGGGUUGUUCAGCCCGCUUGAUGACAAGUUUUAUCACUUGGAGUUGCCUGAGCUAGGUGGAGGCAAGUUGUUCCUAGGAUCCUCCCACUGUUGGGUGGUUACCGGUGGGGACAGUUCCUCGUUACGCAUCCUUAAUCCGCUCACAAGGGCCCAACUCAAACUUCCACCAAGUCCGGCCGACGACAACUAUGUUGCUGUGGCCGCCUAUGGGGUUUUCGACAGACUGGUAUAUUGUAGAAAGGGAUAUACAGAAUGGGUUCACUUGGACGGGGAUUGUACAGGUUAUGCAGAUUUUAUAUUCUUCAGGGGGCAAUUCUAUGCUUUAGAUCUGAAGGGACGCCUUUUGAUUUGUGAAGUUGGAGCUCGCCUGAACGUAACAAAGAUCAUGGAAAUAGUUGCUCCAAGGACUGCUAUGGCUCGGCUGCCUCGGAAGUACUUGGUAGAGUAUUCCGGUGGGCUUCUAAUGGUUGACAGAAUAUUUUCUGUGGACAGAAGUAUAGAGGAUGAACCCUCGUACGAAAGAAUUAGAACAUGUGGGUUCAAAGUUUACAAGCUUGAUGUCAGCGACAACGGUUCGUCUUGGUUUGAGGUGAGAGACUUGGGUGGAGAUUCGUUGUUUCUGGGGAAGAACUCGUCGUGGUUAAUCUCAUCGGCCGAUUUUCCUGGCUACAAAGGAAACCGCAUCUGCUUCACAGAUGACAAUCGUGAUGUUAACGAUCAAGUUGAGUUCCGAGUAGUAAGUUUUGAUAUGGGUGUCUACGACCUAGAUGAUGGGAUGAUUGAGUCGUUACCUGUGCCAGGUUACGGAGGACAUGGGAAAAACUUGUUUCGGCAGCCCCCGAUUUGGGUAAUGCCAAAGGCCUAUUGA
Rhododendron vialii is the source of this 1065-nucleotide messenger RNA. Its product is annotated as putative F-box protein At3g25750. The transcript is spliced from 2 exons. Bases 1 to 1065 code for a protein of 354 amino acids. Lineage: Eukaryota; Viridiplantae; Streptophyta; Magnoliopsida; Ericales; Ericaceae. The record is from RefSeq and is a predicted model, not a curated record.